This is a messenger RNA of Exophiala aquamarina CBS 119918, 2826 nucleotides long. RefSeq lists its product as uncharacterized. Gene Ontology annotation, cellular component: AP-2 adaptor complex; membrane coat. Lineage: Eukaryota; Fungi; Ascomycota; Eurotiomycetes; Chaetothyriales; Herpotrichiellaceae. The transcript has 2 exons. Bases 1 to 2826 code for a protein of 941 amino acids. The record is from RefSeq and is a predicted model, not a curated record. Gene Ontology annotation, biological process: intracellular protein transport; clathrin-dependent endocytosis. Gene Ontology annotation, molecular function: clathrin-cargo adaptor activity.
AUGUCGUCCAUGCGUGGCCUUGUCCAAUUCAUUGCUGACCUCCGCAACGCCCGAGCCAGGGAGCUAGAGGAGAAACGGAUAAACAAGGAGUUGGCCAAUAUCAGACAAAAGUUCAAGAGCGAGAAACUCGAUGGAUACCAGAAGAAGAAAUACGUCUGCAAGUUACUGUAUAUCUAUAUCCAAGGAUACAACGUCGACUUUGGGCAUCUGGAAGCCGUCAACCUCAUUUCUGCCACAAAGUAUUCGGAGAAACAGAUUGGCUACCUUGCAGUCACCCUGUUCCUCCACGAGCAACAUGAACUCCUUCACCUAGUCGUCAACAGUAUUCGUAAAGAUUUACUUGAUCACAAUGAGCUCAACAAUUGUCUGGCACUCCAUGCGGUGGCUAACGUCGGCGGAAGAGAGAUGGGUGAAGCCCUUGCUGUUGAUGUCCAUCGCCUUCUUAUAUCCCCAACCUCCAAAUCCUUUGUCAAGAAAAAAGCCGCCUUGACUCUAUUGAGACUCUACAGAAAGUAUCCAGGCAUCAUACAACCCGAAUGGUCGGAAAGAGUUAUUUCCUUGAUGGAUGAUCCAGACAUGGGAGUCGUUCUGUCUGUGACUUCCUUGGUCAUGGCCCUGGUCCAAGAUAAUCCCGAGGCCUUUAAGGGCAGUUAUGUCAAGGCUGCCCAAAGGCUCCGAAGAAUUGUCAUCGAAAACGACGUGUCUCCAGAUUACUUCUAUUAUAAGGUUCCCUGUCCCUGGAUCCAGGUCAAAUUCCUGAAAUUAUUACAGUACUACCCUCCCUCGGAAGACACACACGUCCGCGAAAUCAUACGUGAUUCACUCCAAGCAAUAUUGCAGUUCGCAACCGAGGCACCCAAGAAUGUUCAACAAAACAAUGCGCAGAAUGCAGUGUUAUUUGAGGCAAUUAACCUACUCAUUCACCUAGACACAGAACACGGCUUGAUGAUGCAGAUAUCUUCGAAGUUGGGGAAGUUCAUUCAAUCGAGAGAGACGAAUGUUCGCUACUUGGGACUUGAUGCCAUGACACAUUUAGCAGCGAGAUCAGAGACUUUGGAUCCCAUUCAACGUCACCAGAGUCUGAUUAUUGGAUCACUUCGUGACCGAGAUAUUAGUGUACGAAGAAAAGGAUUGGAUCUGCUAUACAGCAUGUGUGAUACUUCCAACGCUCAGCCGAUCGUAAAUGAACUUCUGAAGUACCUGCAAUCUGCCGACUAUUCGAUUCGAGAAGAGAUGACUUUGAAGAUUGCCAUUCUGACCGAGAAAUACGCAACCGAUGCUCAAUGGUACAUCGAGAUCACCCUCCGACUUUUGGCUAUGGCGGGAGAUCAUGUCAGCGACGAAGUGUGGCAGAGAGUUGUGCAAAUUGUGACCAACAACGAGGAAUUGCAAGCACACGCGGCACAGCACAUUUUUGAGUACUUAAAAGGUGAAAAUUGCCACGACACGCUUGUCAAGAUCGGUGGUUAUCUUUUAGGAGAAUUUGGACAUUUGAUUGCGGACAACAAAGGAUGCAGUCCUAUCGAGCAGUUGAUGGCUUUACAAAACAAGAUGAUCUCGGCACCAGAUGCAACGAGGGCCCUUCUCUUGUCUACAUUCGUCAAGUUUGUCAAUCUCUUCCCGGAGAUCAAGACGCAAUUAUUGCAGAUGUUCCAAUUCUAUAGCCACUCUCCAGACUCGGAGCUGCAGCAAAGGGCUUGCGAGUACUUGGCCAUUGCUACACUACCCGCAGAUGAUCUGCUGAGGACCAUAUGUGACGAGAUGCCACCAUUCUCUGAAAGAGCAUCUAUCCUGCUUCAAAGACUCCACAAGAAGAGUGCAGGCACCAGCGAGCGACGGACAUGGCUUGUGGGAGGGAAAGAUGCAAACGCUGAUAAGCAAGAAAUCAUACUUGCUCAGCAAACUGGGCUGAAACGAUCGUUCACCACAAUCGUCAAUGGAACCCAAGCCGGCUCGAGUGUUAAUGGCACAGCCUCCAGAGCCUCCACCCAGAAUGGUUCCGCAGCAAACGACCUUGCUGGACUGGACAUGAAUGGACACGGCAAUGGGACGGCAAUGCCAAAUCUUGCUAGUACGACGCAUCUUUCACCAGACUGGGAGAUUGGAUACGAGCAGAUGUACUUUGCAGAUGAGGGCGUCCUUUUUGAGGAUCCUCAAAUCCAAGUCGGUGUUCGGGCUGAGUAUCGAGGGCAUCUAGGAGUCGUCAAGCUUUACUUCACAAAUAAGGCAUCGUUCCCUAUCGGGUCAUUUACCACAACUCUCGACAACAAGUCCGGCCCCAAUCUCAAGGUGGACACGAAAAGUCUUCCAGAUCCGUCAGUGGCAUCUGAAUCUCAAGUUCAACAAACCAUUGUUUGUACAUCCAUUGGACCAUUUUCUGAAGCGCCAACCAUCCGUAUUUCAUACCUCGCAGGAGCUCUUCAAGCCUACACGCUCAAGCUUCCUAUUCUCCCACACCGCUUUAUGGACCCUUCGGAACUCUCCGCCGAAGAUUUCUUCAAGCGCUGGCGCCAAAUUGGUGCAGGUCCUAUGGAAGCACAGAGCACAUUUGGGCUCCGAUCACCGUCGGCGACGAUGAAUGAUAAGCACACGCGAGAUGUUGUACUUGGGUUCCGGUGGAAAAUCUUGGACACAGUAGAUCCCAAUCCCAAGAACAUUGUUGGCUGUGCCGUCCUUCAGCUGGAGAAGGGCAAGACGGGAUGUUUGUUGAGGUUGGAGCCUAAUCCCCAGCAAAAGCUGUAUCGAUUGACGAUUCGAGCCACCCAGGACACGAUUCCUGGGAUCCUGCUGAAUAUGAUGCAGGAUCGUCUUACCAGGAGUCCAUAG